Molecule: messenger RNA, 549 nt
Organism: Gastrolobium bilobum
Lineage: Eukaryota; Viridiplantae; Streptophyta; Magnoliopsida; Fabales; Fabaceae
Exons: 2
Coding region: 88-375 (95 amino acids)
Biological process (GO): iron-sulfur cluster assembly
Source: RefSeq, a predicted model, not a curated record
UGUGUGUUGUUGUUACCUUGAACCUAAACCUACGCUACGGUAUCUGUAAUUGGGGAGAGUGAAAGAGAAGAGAGUGUGUUUGUGGCGAUGACAGGGGCGUCUCCACCUCCUUCCGUCGCCGAAAUCCGUUCUCUAUUCCGUUCCCUUUUACGAGUCGCUCGCCAGUUCCCAGAUUACAACAUCAGGGAAUACACUAAACGACGCACCAUCGAUGCGUUUCGUCAAAACUCCACCCUUUCCGACCCUUCUUCCGUUUCCUCAGCCUUCUCUCACGGCAAGUCUCAGCUUGAGGUCGCUAAACGACAGGCCGUUGUUUACUCUCUCUACGCCCCUCCUCUUCGGAGCAUCAUGGACCUUCAACAAAGGACCUCUUAAUCACGGUGUUGAGUAUGACUCUUAUUGUUCUGUUGAGAGGACAAAUUAGAAAUUUGUGUUUCCUUACUCCGCAUUCAUCUGUUAUGGAACUGGCGACGAAGUGCAAAUCUUUUGAGGUCUCAACUUUCUCUAGGAAAGCAAUAAUUGCUCUUUAUCAUCCGACACUCUUUUUUU